Molecule: messenger RNA, 578 nt
Organism: Durio zibethinus
Lineage: Eukaryota; Viridiplantae; Streptophyta; Magnoliopsida; Malvales; Malvaceae
Source: RefSeq, a predicted model, not a curated record
AUGUACGGACUCAUAGAUUAUUAAUAGAGGCUGUCUCUAUGGAAGCUUAUUCAUCAUCAUCUUCUUCUUCUUCUGCUUUACGAGAAGCAAGAGGGUUAAAGAUUCCACAGCCUUUCCAUGCAUCACUUCAUUCGGUGCGCAAGCCAUUGACAAAGCCUUGGAAGCUGCCAAUUGCACCAUUGCCACCAACACCACCUAAAGUUUACAAGGUUGACCCUAAAAACUUCCGGGACUUGGUUCAAAAGCUUACUGGUGCACCUGAGUUCAUGCCUCAAUCUCAACAUCAGAAAUCGUUAUCUCAGCUUCAUCAGCUGCCUCAUCAGCGUCUCCAAAGAGUGGCACCUCUCCCACUUCAAGUUGCAGCAUCGCCAUUGUCUAGGGCAGAAGUUUCUGCACCAUUGCAUCUCCUUUCUGGGUUAGAUCAUUCGAAACCCCAGAAUCAGAAUUUCUCAGAUAAUGCGAUGAUUAAGUCGAAUUCACUUGGAAUGAACUUAUCAUCAUCUUCUUAUAAUUGGUGGCCUUCCCCUAUUCUAAGUCCUGGAACGUUGUCCAGCAAGGAGCAAAGCACUGUUCCUUAG